GGAGGAGGCGGCGCCGUUGCUGCAGCCGCGGCCGAGCGGAGCGUGGCCUGGGAGCGCGUCCGGGGCGGGGCCGCCGCCAACACCGCCGCCGCUGCCGCUUGGCCCCCUCCUUCCCUUCCCCUCGGAGGCUGCCGGGCGGGAGAUGCGGGCGCGGCGAGACUCCCCCGAGGGGCCCCCCCCGGGCGCCGGCCGGGCGCUGGGCUGAUGCUCCGGGGCGGCGGAGGAGGCGGAGGAGCGCGCGGGGGCGGCCGGGCCGGACCAUGAGGCUCCGCAUCUACAAGCGCAAAGUGGGCGCGCUCCUCCUGGCCCUCGUGGCCGCCGCCUGCGCCUUGGCCAUCUGGGGGGGCGGCGGCGGCGGCGGCGGCGGCGGCGGAGAGAAGCUGGGGGCGGCGGCGGCCGGAGCGGAGCCCCUCGGGGGCAGCAGCAGCCCCAGCGGGAGCCCGGCUCGCCUCGCCGGGGACGGCCGCCCUCCCUCCAACGCGUCCUGGCCGGCGGCGGUGCCGGGGACCCCGGCCGUGGCGGCGGCGGCGCCGUCGGGGGACAACGAGACGCUGCGGCUGCGCUCGCUGGUGUACCGGCUGAACUUCGACCAGGCGGUGCGGCAGGAGUGGCUGUGGGCGGCGGCGGCGGCGGCGGGGCGGGCGGCGGGCGAGGCGCCGGUGGCGCUGGUGGUGCAGGUGCACGAGCGGCCCGAGCACCUGCGCCUGCUGCUGGAGUCGCUGCGCCGCGCGCCGGGCGCCGAGAAGGUGCUGCUGGUGCUGAGCCACGACGUGUGGUCGCCGGAGCUGGACGCGGUGGCGGCGGGCGUGGACUUCUGCGCGGUGCUGCAGGUCUUCUUCCCCUUCAGCCGGCAGCUGUACCCGCGCGAGUUCCCGGGCAGCGACCCCCGCGACUGCCCGCGCGACCUGGGCCGGGCGGCGGCGCUGCGGCGGGGCUGCCUCAACGCGCGCUACCCGGACGCCUUCGGCCACUACCGCGAGGCCGCCUUCGCGCAGGCCAAGCACCACUGGUGGUGGAAGCUCCACUUCGCCUGGGAGCGCGUGCGCGCGCUGCGCGGCCACGAGGGCCCCCUGCUCUUCCUGGAGGAGGACCACUACCUGGCCCCGGACUUCUACCACGUCCUGCAGCGCCUCUGGGCCCUGCGCCGCCGCGACUGCCCCGACUGCCAGCUCCUCUCCCUGGGCUCCUACGCGGCCGUGCAAGCCUGGCGCCUCUUCUCGCCGCGCCGACAAGCGCUGGAGCUGAAGACCUGGAAGUCCACUGAAGCACAACAACAUGGGCAUGGCCUCGGCGCUAAUUCCACCUACCGAAGCUGCAGCCAGUCUGGGCAUGCUCGACGCCUUCUCUGCAAUCACGACGACUACAGCUGGGACUGGUCGCUGCAGCACCUGACGGGCCCACUGCCUGGCCCCGGCUUCUGAAGGUCCUCCAGUUCGAGAUCUCCAAGCUGGCCUACCAUAACCGGCGACUGCGUGUGCAUGCACCACACCGCUAGGCCGCUUGCCGGGCC
This is a messenger RNA of Sphaerodactylus townsendi, 1510 nucleotides long. RefSeq names its product alpha-1,6-mannosyl-glycoprotein 2-beta-N-acetylglucosaminyltransferase (gene MGAT2). NCBI's taxonomy places the organism in Eukaryota, Metazoa, Chordata, Lepidosauria, Squamata, Sphaerodactylidae. Gene Ontology annotation, cellular component: Golgi membrane; Golgi stack. Gene Ontology annotation, molecular function: alpha-1,6-mannosylglycoprotein 2-beta-N-acetylglucosaminyltransferase activity. The record is from RefSeq and is a predicted model, not a curated record. Gene Ontology annotation, biological process: protein N-linked glycosylation; oligosaccharide biosynthetic process.